This is a messenger RNA of Lethenteron reissneri (Far Eastern brook lamprey), 3621 nucleotides long. It is a transcript of the gene XBP1, whose product is annotated as X-box binding protein 1. Gene Ontology annotation, molecular function: RNA polymerase II transcription regulatory region sequence-specific DNA binding; DNA-binding transcription factor activity, RNA polymerase II-specific. Gene Ontology annotation, biological process: regulation of DNA-templated transcription. Lineage: Eukaryota; Metazoa; Chordata; Hyperoartia; Petromyzontiformes; Petromyzontidae. The record is from RefSeq and is a predicted model, not a curated record. Gene Ontology annotation, cellular component: nucleus.
AAAAAGUGUGACCUCCCACCACCACCACUGCCCUCUCCCACGGCCGAUGCAUCUCCGGUUGGGCUCGGCUCGCUGGGUCUGAAGGGGGCCCGAACCUCGGUCUCGAUGUCGUCGUGCUCGAGAUGUUUGCGAGCCCGCGCGUGCGUGUGCGUGCGGCCUUUGCCGUUUAGAACGCUGCGGUCGAUGAAGUUCUAAUCGGCUGCGUUGGUGUCUCUCGCUUCUCCUCGGGCCCCGCCGCGCGCGAUGGCCUCAAUACCCGCGGACCCCGAGGGCGGACGGGGGUCUCGGUGCGGGGCCCCGGGGUCAACGUCCCAGGGCCGCCUCCUCCUCCCUCCCGAGGCCGCCACCCCGUCGCAGGUCGUCCCAUCACGGGCCCUUCCACCAUCGCAGGUGUCCGCGUCUUCCCACGCCGACGUAUCCCGGGUGCCACCGUGGCAGAAUCUUCCUUGCCACACGACAACGCCGCCGCCACCGCCGUCGUCGUCGUCUCUGGCUGCUGGAGGGCCACGGACGUCUCCGCCGAGGAAGCGGCAACGCCUCGUGCACCUUUCUACCGAGGAGAAAGUGUCGAGAAGGUAUGGCGAGUGGGGGGUCCCCUGGCACCUCUUCCACGGAGGAGAAAGUGUCGAGAAGGUAUGGAGAGAGGGGGGUCCCCUGGCACCUUUUUGCGGGGAGAAAGUGUCGAGAAGGAAGCUGAAGAAUCGUGUGGCAGCACAGUCUGCCCGGGAUCGCAAGAUGGCACUCAUGUGCGACCUCGAGAAGAAAGCCGAGGAGUUGCGCGCAAAGAAUCGGUUAUUGGUGGAGAAAAACCGGGCUCUGAAAGCGCAAUCUCUGAACCUUGCCCAUCAGAACCUGGAACUCCGGCGUAGACUCUCCAAGGACGUCUUCCAGGAACAGGAGGCAGCGCAAGACAAGUGUUUGGACGACCACAGUGUGGUGGCCGGGUCCUCCGAGUCAGCAGUGCUCAGGGGAGCUGUACCUCAGCAGUGGGUGCUGACCCGGCCACCAUCACAACUCGUCGUCCUCACUUUUGCGGUGCUGUCGACAGCUCUGCGCACCCCAAGUGCGGUGAUCUGUUUGGUCUCCUGGAUGAGCUGGAUAUGGAUCUGUUUGGAGAUGUUGAUACGUCUUUGGGCCAAGACACUGAAGAUAACGCAAGAGGUUCAUCUGGUAAAACAGAAGAAGAAGAUUCCAUACCGACCACCUCAUCUCCAGAUAUGGGGAGCACAUCAGUUGAGCUGGACACCGAUAAUGAUAUGACAUUGAACAAUCUGCAAGUUGAUGGUUUCAUUCAAUAUCUUGAAGGCGUGUCAAAUCUCCAAGACCAAUACUCAAGCCCGCAUGCACUUGUGGGCUCUGAGGCCAAGCAUUGUGUGAACUAUGAGGGAUCUUUAAAACAAUUACAAGGGUCAAAUUCUUUCCAACUUGGAGACCAAGAACUGCAUUCCCAUUUAAUGGACAGUUUCUGUGGCUGUUUUGUGGCCAAAGAGAAAAAUACGUCGAGUCUAACAAGACAAAAUUGCUUCAUCCAAGUAAAUAGUUCUCAAAUGUUCAUUCAUGAUGACUAUGACCUUGCUUUGGCCAAGCAAAAUGUCAACAUGCAGACCAUGCUGCACACAUUUUCUCCAAAUAGCCCUGACUAUGAUGACAAACCAACUUGGAGUUCCGAUUGUGGCUCCCAAGACACAGAGCUGAUUCCUAAAGUUUUGCUUAAAGACCCCAAGGUGCUUUUUGAGGUAUUACUCGAUGAAUCAUCCUCAGAAACAUCACCUGACCAUUUAUUUUCUGAAUCAUUUAAAUGCAACUCCGAUGCCACUGGCUUUACUAAAAUACCUUCCCAGCAGUACGAAGAAAAUCUAAUUGAAGACGUUCUUGAGGAGCUAGGGUUAUCCAGUCCAGAACGUGGGCUUUCUGCUUCAAUCGGGCCUGCAUCUAAACUUCAAAAGUCGAAUAUUUCUUUAAGCAGAGGAACACUGUUUCCUCAGUCCACUGAUAUCGGCGGAUACUCUUUUCAUGAUUCAAUAUCUCUCUCAACGGAGAGCUUCAAUUCCUGGGAAAAAUAUUUCGAUUCUCUUCACGUGAUUUAAAUUGUGCAGAGAUGGUAGGCGACAGUGUUGACAUUGAACUGUUGUGGUUUGCAGCAAAUUACUCUGGUGACAUGUUAGCGUAGCUCCGAUGUGUUUUCGGGUUGUACCGUGUUGCCCGACGUUUCGCUCCGCAUGCUGGCAGUGUCUGCAGGAGUGGAAUGGGGAGCAGCAGCAGCUUAUGUUUCUCCCUCGAUUACGCUGGUCAACACACUUUUUCUGGCAAAAGGUAUUCCAAUGGUUUUAAGGUAAUUUUGGGGUGCUGAUUCUAAAUCUGGCAUCAGUUUUUUGUCUAUCACAUCAGGUUUUUGAGAUCUCUAAUAUUGCAUUUUCAAUAAAAACUACAGAAGAAAAAUAUUAAAUAAAUGUGGAUAUCUACAUAAAAUUAUAUUAUAAACACACUAUCCUAAAAAUACAGCACCAUAUUUUAACUCGCAACAACUUGCAAUCAUAAGUGACAGAGUUAAUUUCGGGGAAAAUCAAUGAAAAUGGGGUAUGCCGAUAGCAUAAAAAUGAUGUGAUAGAGCAAAUCUGAAUUCAGAUUUAGAAUCAGCACCCUGAAAUUAGUCUAAAACAGCUGCAAAAGUCCAGACCAGAAAAAAAUGUUUUUUUUGUUGACCAGUGUUAUUCUAUCUUCUCGCUGGACAGGACCGCUGCCUGAAAGGAAUGUUUAAUAAACACCAAGCUUGUGUUCCUGCCGCAGUUUUUAUUGACUGUAAUAUUCACCUGGAAGUAAGAUUCAUGAAAUGCUUAUAUUCUUUGUCAGAUGUAAUUAUUUCAACAAGAACACCUUGACAUUAUUAACAUGUUAUAUUGUUUUAAAGCUUUCGUGGCUGCAGGGAUUCAUAUUCUUGGUUCUUUCGGUAAAGUCACGUAGAAGGGAAACAAUAAAAUAAUAAUAAAAAUAUUGUUUUAUAUUUUUAUUAUUUUAUUGUUUCGCUUCUACGUGACUACCGAAAGAACCAAGAAUAUGUUAUAUUGUGUCUUUUUAGGAGCUUAGUAGCCAAUGUGUUGCCUUGUUGGCACUUAAGUAAAAAAUUGGAGAAAACUAAUUUGGCUACUUUAUUUUUUAUCAAAAUAUUGACUCUUUAUAACCCCUUGAAAUAGAACAUCCUAAAUUGCAAGAGGUCUCCAGGGUAAAACAAAAUAAAAUAAAAAGUUUGUAUUUUAUUAAAAUGUGCCAGGGUUUUCGUUUUAAAGAUGCAUCGAAUGUUCGCAGUUCUGCUGUGUAGCUCACCGAUGUGCUUUCAGGCAACACAAUCCGUGUUCGCCAGAGUGACCGAUGUUUUGCACCUCGUGUUUGGGAGCUUCUCCAGGAUCUGCAGUUCCCACGUGAUGGUAAACGUAUGACUUUCGGAUACCAUGCCGAACAACAACGCAAUAAAGUAUAGGAGCGCACAUUAAGUCCGCUUUACCUUCGCAAACCCUUUUAUUGUGAAAGUCAUACAAUGUAUGUUUCUUCGUACAUGAAUUGGUUUUGCAUGGUGUGCACGUGUUUCUGUUCAAUGAAAUGUGAUAUUAAAGUGUAAAAACGGAA